Penicillium vulpinum is the source of this 852-nucleotide messenger RNA. RefSeq names its product tudor domain-containing protein. Lineage: Eukaryota; Fungi; Ascomycota; Eurotiomycetes; Eurotiales; Aspergillaceae. The record is from RefSeq and is a predicted model, not a curated record. Gene Ontology annotation, biological process: negative regulation of DNA-templated transcription. Bases 1 to 852 code for a protein of 283 amino acids. The transcript has 3 exons. Gene Ontology annotation, molecular function: DNA-binding transcription factor activity.
AUGGCUGAUCUUUCUUCCCUGGAGAAAGAUUUGACGGAAUGCAAAUCUCAGAUUGAAACUGUCAUCUUAGGGCUGGAGGUAGACCCUGAUAAUGUGGAACUAAAGAGUCUCAAAACCGAACUUGAAGAAUACAUUGCUGCGCUCGAAACUCAAAUUGCCGAACUCAAGCCAAGUGCGCCCGCCGAACCAGCUCUCAAGCCUGGCCAAUCCAAGCCCCAUGGACAAUCUACUGAGUAUUCAAGGGAGAAAUCGGCCGUAACUACCACUCCUGUCUUCUCAGUGAACGAUACUGUUCUUGCGCGCUGGGUCUCUGGCGAUAAGGCUUUCUAUCCGGCCAAAAUUAACUCCAUCACUGGCUCAUCGACCAACCCAGUGUACCUUGUCACAUUCAAGUCAUAUGCAACUGUGGAAAAUCUGACAGCCAAGGAUAUCCGACCCAUCUCUGGCACUGACUCGCGAAAGCGCAAGGCUGAUGGAACCCCAGGCAGUUCGGCACCUCCCUCGCCCGCUCUCCCCCACCCCAAUGUGAUCUCCGCCGCAGCAGAUAUCAACCCCGCAUUGGCUACCCAGGCUCGCAACGAACCGAGCAAGGCCAGUGAUGGACUAGCUCGUCCGGCCAAGGUGCCCCGAAAGUUUAAGCCCAACAAGGAACUCGAGGAAGGCAAGAACAAAUGGCAAGAUUUCGCUGCAAAGACCAAGGGCAAGGGCAAAUUUGGCAAGAAGGAGAGCAUGUUCCGCACUGGUGAAGGCGUUAAUGCACGAGUUGGAUUUACAGGUUCCGGACAAACCAUGCGAAAGGAUCCGACCCGAACCCGCCACAUUUACCAACAGACCGAUGAUGACGGCUAUUAG